AUGCCGAAAUCCCGAGGAAGCGCCAAAGUCCACCAGCGUUUGUCUGUCUCUCUUGGUGACGGCAUUCUGCCACAAACUUCAUCUCUGCCGCAAACUUCGUUUGAUUGCUUUGCCAACAGCCGCGCAGAUGCGCUUCAUGUCUGCGACUUGCAAGAAAAGUUCCGCACUGCCAUUCACGAGUUUGACAAGGUCGUCACGACGACGGAGAAGCUCCUCGCCUUUGCCAAGGCCGCCUCGAUACCCGUGCACGUCACGACGCAGACGGCGGCCAAGCUCGGGCCGACGGUGCCCAGCGUGGCCGCGCACCUGACGUCGACGCCGAUUGACAAGACGCGCUUCUCGAUGCUGGUGCCCGCGGUGGAGGCGCGCCUGACGCCCGCGUCGCAGGUCGCGCUCGUCGGCAUCGAGUCGCACAUUUGCAUCACGCAGACGGCGCUGGACCUGCGCGACGCCGGCCACGCCGUCUACGUCAUUGCCGACGGCGUCAGCAGCUGCAACCGCCAAGAGGUCGUCGUCGCGCUCGAUCGCCUGCGCGCCGAGCCCGGCGUGAGCGUCACGUCGAGCGAGAGCUGGAUGUACGAGUGUCUCGGCGAUGCCGCCCACCCGGCGUUUAAGCCUCUCAUCACCAUUGUCAAGGGCGCGGGCGAAAACACGAAAAACGUCCUAGCCAGCUUGCCUCCCAUGCCCAAAAUCUAG
Cordyceps militaris CM01 is the source of this 696-nucleotide messenger RNA. RefSeq names its product isochorismatase domain-containing protein 2A. The coding region runs from base 1 to 696 and encodes 231 amino acids. The record is from RefSeq and is a predicted model, not a curated record. The transcript has 4 exons. Lineage: Eukaryota; Fungi; Ascomycota; Sordariomycetes; Hypocreales; Cordycipitaceae.